Molecule: messenger RNA, 1458 nt
Organism: Cokeromyces recurvatus
Lineage: Eukaryota; Fungi; Mucoromycota; Mucoromycetes; Mucorales; Mucoraceae
Exons: 6
Coding region: 31-1299 (422 amino acids)
Biological process (GO): molybdate ion transport
Cellular component (GO): membrane
Molecular function (GO): molybdate ion transmembrane transporter activity
Source: RefSeq, a predicted model, not a curated record
AUAUAUAAAUAUAUUUAUACAUAUAUAAAUAUGCUCGAAGUUAAUACAUAUAAUUUUGAUUACAAUUCUAACAAUGAAAUACAAUUAGUAAAACAAUUCAAAUCAUUUCAACGACAAUAUUUAGUAGUCUAUUUAACAGUUAUGGGCUCUGACUGGCUUCAGGGACCUUAUCUUUAUAAACUUUACGACUCUUAUGGUCUCAAAUUAACACAAAUUGCAAUGCUCUUUUUAACUGGAUUCAUUAGUAGUGCAUUUGCAGGGACUGUAGUUGGUGGUUUAGCAGACACAUGGGGACGUAAACGUGUUUGUCUAGUAUUUUGUUGGACAAUGCUAGUAUCACUCACAAUACGGUUAAUUAACAUAUAUCCUAUUUUAUGUAUCUCGCACGCGUUAUCUGGACUUUCUACUGCUUUAUUAUAUAGUGUAUUUGAGUCAUGGUAUGUUUCAGAACAUACCUCUAGAGGAUUCCCUGCUGAUUGGCGAGCACGUACUUUUGGUUUGGGUACAUUAUUAAAUAGUAUCGUUGCUAUUUUAGCGGGUAUUACAGCCAAUGUAUUAGUAGAAUUAUGGGGGUUUAGAGCACCUUAUAUUGGUUCGAUGAUUUUAAUCUCUUUAGUAGCUACUAUGGUAAUGACGACUUGGACAGAAAACUAUGGAAGUAAUCAAACUGAUAUCAAAUUAGUAGAUACAUUAAGCGUAGGAAUAGCAACUCUUUUAAAGAAUAGAAACAUUAUAAUUAUUGGUAUUGCUCAAACACUCUUUGAAUGUGCCAUGUAUAUUUUUGUAUUAUUGUAUACACCUGCUUUAGAAAACGCAAUUUCAAACACGAUGGAAUUGUCUAUAGGUGUUCCUUUGGGAUAUCUAUUUUCAACAAUGAUGUUAGCUGUUAUGGCAGGUUCUCUUACUUUUCAAGUCAUUGAAAUACAAGCAAUAAGAAGGACUCGAUUUUGGUUAAAAUUUAAUGAAGCCAAAUUAUUAUCAUUGAGUCUAGGAUUAGCUUUCUGCUCAUUUAUGCUGAUGGCAUAUCAUGGAAAUACUCCAGUAACAUUAUUGUUAACAGCUUAUCAUAUCUUUGAGUUUACAACUGGUUUGUAUUAUCCCUCAGUUUCAUCUUUAAAAGCUAAUGUUAUCCCUGAAGAAACAAGAGCAGCUGUUAUGGCAUUAUUAAGAAUCCCAAUGAAUCUUGCUGUAGGUGUUCUUAUGUGGCAUGUUGAUGAUAUGUCUAGUGAAAUGCUAUUUUCAAUUUGUGGUGUUAUGACAUGUGUUGGCUGUCUUCUUCUUGUUACUUUUUACCGUUAAUUAUACCAUGAUAUUUACAAACAUUUUAUUUUAUUUUAUUUUUUUAUAUGAAACAACGACUAUAUUUUAUUGUCUUUUUGAAAGUUGUACACGUUUACUAUAAGGAGAUAAUGAACGCUGUGGGGAUAAAGAAUGACGGCUUUUACUUUUCCUAAUUUC